Messenger RNA from Cladocopium goreaui, 381 nucleotides. The record is from the annotation of a GenBank genome assembly. NCBI's taxonomy places the organism in Eukaryota, Dinophyceae, Suessiales, Symbiodiniaceae.
GUGGCUCCGAUGGCCACACCAGUGCUCUUCCUGUGUAUCUUUGUCCUUAGCUUUGGAACGCUGAAUAUCCUGGUUGCGGUCAUGGUCGAGCGUAUCUCAGUGAUCACCGCAGAUCGCCGGACCCACGCCGAGCAGGCUCGUGUUCGCAUGGAAGCAUACAUGUUGGAGUCGAUGGUCGAAGACCUCCAUGCCAACGACAAAGAUGGAAGUGGCGAUAUUUCACAGAAAGAGUUCAAGAAGAUCAUCAGGAUCCCCGGCUUGGUGAAGAAGCUGGGGCUGCUGGGGAUCACCAUCGAGGAGGCGGAGAGUCUCUUUGACAUCAUGGAUGUGAACCAUAGUGGAACGGUGACGCCCGAAGAGUUCAUCGCAGGGCUGCAGAAG